Maniola jurtina (meadow brown) is the source of this 3681-nucleotide messenger RNA. RefSeq names its product organic cation transporter protein-like. Gene Ontology annotation, cellular component: membrane. Lineage: Eukaryota; Metazoa; Arthropoda; Insecta; Lepidoptera; Nymphalidae. The record is from RefSeq and is a predicted model, not a curated record. Gene Ontology annotation, molecular function: transmembrane transporter activity. Bases 226 to 2196 code for a protein of 656 amino acids. Gene Ontology annotation, biological process: transmembrane transport. The transcript has 9 exons.
CACUUCACUUUGCAGAUUUAAAUGAAUGUAAAAAUAACUUAGAUAUUAAGUAUAGUAUAAAGUAGUAUAGUUAUAUAGUAAGUAUACUAUAAGAAUAUUAUAUUAUAGUGGAUUAAACUCGAAAUACAAGGUAAUGUUAUCUUAGGUAUUUGCCAACAGCGAUAAUCUGUGACGCAGCAGCCAACACGCGCCGCGACCAGCAGCAGUGCCGGCCCGCCGUCCGCCAUGGCGCCAGCGACCGCGCCGCGUCCCGGCCACGGCUCCAAAGGUGACGCUCUCCGAGAUAAAAUCACUGAAAAUCAAGAGGAAAAACUAACGCCUAUUUUAAAUGAAAAUGCUAAAACAGAAAGUGACGUUGAAAGUGAAACAAAAGAUCGCAGUAUUAGAGAUUCAAACGACACUCAUGCAUCGGCAUACAGUGAUUUGAAUAACAAAGUCCGGAUAAACCGAAACGCAAGUGAAAGUGACACAAGUAACAUUACAACUGUAAAUAACGCAACUGAGAAUGCAAGCCCGUCGAGUGUAGGGAACGAGGGAGUUACGGAUGACAGUAGACAGUGGUUUAGUGGAAGCGAGGAUGGAGACAGCGGGAGAAGUCAGAGGAAGAGUUACAGGGACUCUGCGGAAGCUCUGGAGCUGGCGUUGAUGCAGCUGGGCCCGUUCGGCCUGUACCAGCGCUACGUGGUGCUGAUGCUGUGCAUCCCCAACAUGCUGGCUGCGAUGUACUCGCUGAACUAUGUGUUCGUGGCCGAUCAGGUCCCGUUUCGGUGCGUGGUCCCGGAGUGCGAGGGCGCGGGCAGCCACUUCGGCAACGCGACGGUGCAGGCGCUGCUGGCGGCGGAGCGCUGCCGCCGCUACGCGCCGCUGCGGGAGGGCCGGCCGAGCUGCGCGCGCGCCGACUUCCACCUCAACGACACGGUGACGUGCGACGCUGUCAUGUACGAGAACAUGGAUACUAUUUAUGCGGAGUUCGACCUGGCGUGCGCGGAGUGGCGGCGCACGCUGGUGGGCACGCUGCGCAACGCCGCGCUGCCCUUCGCGCUGCUGCUUACCGGAUACAUCUCCGACGGUUGGGGCCGGCGCACCGCGUUCUGCUCGCUGUCGUUCUGCGCGGGCGCGCUGGGCAUCGUCAAGUCGCUGAUGCCGCACUACCGCGCCUACCUCGCGCUGGAGUUCCUCGAAGCCGCGCUGGGGUACGGCUUUACCAGCGCCGCCUACGUCAUGAUGGUGGAGCUGGCGCGGCCCUCUCUCCGCGUGGCCUUCGCGUCGGCCACGGGCGUGGGCUACGGGCUGGGCGGCGUGGUGUUCGCGCUGCUGGCGCGGCGCGUGCGGUGCUGGCGGGUGCUGCUGCGCGUCGUGCACGCGCCCGCGCUGCUGCUGCCGCUGUACUGGCUGCUGCUGCACGAGAGCGCGCGCUGGCUGCACGUGCGCGGCCGCCGCCGCCAGCUCGUGCGCAACAUCCGCAAGGCGGCGCACUGGAACAAGGUCACAAUCGACGAAGAUCUACUGGCAGCGAUCGAAGAAGAUCAAAAAUCUGAAGAAGUGGAACCCAAAAGCAACCCCUGGUUAAGCCUCAUGAAGUCCCGAGUGCUGAUGCUGCGGUUCGGCGUGUGCUGCUGGUGCUGGGUGGCGGUGUCGUUCGUGUACUACGGCCUCACCAUCAACUCGGUGGCGCUGGCGGGCGACAAGUACACCAACUUUGCGCUCAACAUGGCCAUGGAGAUCGUCGCUUCGCUUCUCAUAAUGAUGGCUCUGGAGCGCUUCGGACGGAAGCGUAGCAUCUUCGCUGCGUUCCUCGUCUGCGGGAUCGCUUGCAUCAUUCCGUACUUUGUUUCGCACUCGGGCACGGGGCUGGGCACGUUCUUCGUGGGCAAGCUGGCCAUCACGUUCGCGUUCAACUCCCUGUACGUGUUCACGGCCGAGCUGUUCCCCACGGACGCGCGCUCGUCCGCGCUGGGCGCCGCUUCGCUGGUCGGCCGCCUCGGCUCCGUGCUGGCGCCGCAGACGCCGCUGCUGAGCGUGCCCGUGCAGGCGCUGCUGUACGGCGGCUGCUCGGCGUCCGCGGCGCUGCUGGUGCUGCUGGCGCCGGAGACGCGGCGCGCGGCGCUGCCGCAGCGCGCGAGCCACGCCGAGACCCUGGCGGCGCCACCGGCCGCGCCCCGCCUGCCACCACUGCCCGGCUCCAUCGACUUGUAGCGUGAGUUCUAACGCUGGUCGAUACAACACUCGCUCCGUCUCAUCGAGCGAAGGUGGAUCAGUACGUGACGUUCGCUCCGUAAGCCCCACACCAUGCAGGAGGAAUCAACAGUGAUUUCAUUCUACCUAUGUUUAUAUCGCUCGACAAAUCCUCGAGAUAUCACUGGUCUAGUUUAAACUCAGAGGUAACGAGUGGAGUAUAACAGCAAACAAAUUAUUUUCUAGACUAGAAACCCAGAUUCAUCGUCUGUAGACCGUCAUUUAUAUAAAACUGGUAUGUGGCGAAAACGACAUGUAAUAUUGUCCUUUAUAGAACGGCGUUAAUAUGGCAGUGAUCGUCCGGAGCACGUAGGUCCCCCGUGUUGGUACUCUGGGAAGACAUGCGUCCGUGCCACGUCUGCGUCACUCUCCACCAUUGUGGCAAGUUCUCGCUAGGAUGCGUAGGAGUAUAAGGAUCGGCGCAGCGUGUACCUAAUUUAAGAAGUUAGCUUCGGCCGUGGCUAGUUACCAUCCUACCGGCAAAGCCGUGCCGCCAAGCGAUUCAGCGUUCCGGUACGAUGCCGUGUAGAAACCAAAGGAGUAUGGGUUUAAUGAAAGCUGCCACAUCCUUCCAGGUUAGCCCGCUUCCAUCUCAGACUGCAUCAUCACUUACCACCAGGUGAGAUUGCAGUAACAGGCUAACUUGUGCCUGAAUAAAAAAUCAUUUCGUUGUCACUUAAGUUUUAAGACUUUUAAAUAGGGCCUGCCUACUUAGCCGAUUUGUACUUAGUAGAGUAUCAAAGUCCGCUGAGACACUUUCGAGAGUCAUUACCUCACGACUGAUAGAGAUCCAAGUGCAGUCCUUGUUCUCAAAAAUGAGCAAUUGUAGCAGGUGCUGAAGCACCGCUGCCCAGUGACUAGACACUGAUGCUGCCAGUACUUAUACGAUGCAUUUCAUGUUCAAGAACUUAGAGAGUUUAUUUAGCAGUGGGUUUUAUUGCUUAGUAUAAUCACUUUUAUGUUAUAAUGGAGAUCGUUACCUACCUAGUACCUACCUACUAAAGAUAUAUUUUAAUCUCGUGGCUGCCAGGCUAGUUGUCUUGAAGGAAAAUAACCUAAUCAUUUGCGUUAACUCAGACGAGGUAGGUCUAUGAUAUCUUGAAGCAUUUUCUUAUCUUUCAAGAUUGUGCACGAUAGAUAGAUACAGUGUUAGAUAAUUGCAGUUUAAUCUGUUGAAUUUCUGAAGGAAGGUUUUCGUCUACUGCACCACUUGAAUUCGAUAUUUCAAUAAUCGCUGCUUUUCUGAGUGACGCUUAUAGGUAUUACAAAGACUAGGACACAAAAUAAAGGAAUUAAUCAUUUACCCUCUUAAAUAGGUAAAUAAUAAAAUUAUUAAGCUGUGAUAAUUACUAUAAUGCUAAACUUAUAAUAUGCUAGCCACCUAUUGUUAAUUGUAUUUAUCUUUAGGUUAAGGUUUAAUAUGAAAUAAUAAUACAUAUACAAAAA